Olea europaea var. sylvestris is the source of this 2110-nucleotide messenger RNA. Its product is annotated as carboxyl-terminal-processing peptidase 2, chloroplastic-like. The transcript has 14 exons. The record is from RefSeq and is a predicted model, not a curated record. The coding region runs from base 83 to 1681 and encodes 532 amino acids. Gene Ontology annotation, molecular function: protein binding; serine-type peptidase activity; endopeptidase activity. Gene Ontology annotation, biological process: proteolysis. Lineage: Eukaryota; Viridiplantae; Streptophyta; Magnoliopsida; Lamiales; Oleaceae.
UCAAUUGAUAACUACCCAUGAAGCUGAAAUACAAUUUGAUGAGCUUAUAAAUCCGUGUCUGCAGAAAAAGAGCGCUCCUCAAAUGGAAGUGUUUCUUGUAGGGUCCGUAGCUUCUCGUAGUAAUCACACUAUUUUCUCCCGCGAGGUUCUUGCUUGCAAUCAUACUACGACAAGGAAAAUUGAAACUCGAUUGUGUAGUUCAUUGUCUAGUAAUGAUAAAAGUAGGACAAUAGCCCCCUACCAAUCUCUGAAUCUAAGAAGUUGUGCACACAAGACUUUUCUCCAUUCACUUUGGCAGCUGAAUGGGAGAUUCAUAUCCCAAGGGGGUUUCUUUUUGAUAAAGCCUGAAUUCAUACCCCAACUAAGAAAAUUUGCUAUCGGCAUCCGUAAGAAAAUAAAAUGUUCUGAAAGAUUUAACAAUCUGGUCCCUCUUUUCUCUUUCCGGAUUAUAGUCACAAUGAUGCUUGCUAUGACACUUGGUGUCUCUGUUAGCAGAACUCCUUCCUGGGCCCUUAGUGGAGAAAAUCUACUUUUCUUGGAAGCAUGGAGAACGAUUGACCGUGCUUAUAUUGAUAAAACAUUCAAUGGACAAAGUUGGUUUAGAUACAGGGAAAAUGCUUUGCGCAGUGAACCGAUGAACACACGAGAAGAGACAUAUGCUGCAAUAAGGAAGAUGAUUGCCACUCUGGAUGACCCUUUCACUCGGUUCCUGGAGCCUGGAAAAUUUAAGAGUCUGCGGUCGGGAACACAAAAUACUCUGACAGGAGUUGGGCUGUCGAUCGGUUACCCUGCAAAAAAUGAUAAAUCAAUCUCUGGACUGAUGGUAAUUUCAGCUGCUCCAGGAGGUCCCGCAUAUAGGGCUGGAAUUUCAUCUGGGGACUUAAUCCUAGCAAUUGAUGAUACUAGUACACAAAACAUGGGAAUAUAUGAUGCAGCUGAUCGCUUACAAGGAACAGAAGGAAGUGGAGUGGAGCUAAUUGUACGUCAUGGGGAUGAGACAAGGCAUCUAUCUUUGAAACGAGAAAAGGUCUUACUGAAUCCAGUGAAGUCGCGAAUCUGCAGAGUGCCUGGACUGGGAGAGGAAGCCCCUCUAAUUGGAUAUAUCAAACUAACGGCAUUCAAUCAAAAUGCUUCUGGUGCUGUAAGGGAAGCAAUUGAAACAUUAAGGGGUAACAAUGUACAUGCCUUCGUGUUGGACCUUCGGGAUAAUAGUGGUGGCCUUUUCCCUGAAGGAAUUGAAAUUGCCAAGAUUUGGCUGAAUAAGGGUGUGAUUGUGUACAUAUGUGAUAGCCGUGGUGUUCGAGAUAUAUAUGACACGGAUGGAAGCAAUGCUGUAGCAGCUUCAGAACCCCUAGCAGUGCUGGUCAAUAAAGGAACUGCGAGUGCUAGCGAAAUUUUAGCCGGUGCUCUAAAAGAUAACAAGCGCGCAGUACUAUUUGGAGAACCUACAUUUGGAAAAGGUAAAAUUCAGUCAGUUUUUGAACUGUCCGAUGGAUCUGGCUUGGCUGUAACAGUUGCUCGCUAUGAAACACCAGAUCAUACUGAUAUUGACAAGGUUGGCAUAUUUCCAGACCAUCCCCUGCCGGUAUCAUUUCCCAGAGACGACGAAAGUUUCUGUGGCUGCCUUCAGGACCCUGUGUCAGCUUGCUAUCUUAAUAGAGUUGAUUUAUUCUCUAAAUGACAAGGAAAAUUGCGAGAGCGAGCAUUCUAGAGAGAACCAUCCAACAAUGAAGCCGCAGCCAAUGGACUGUUUUUUCGACAUGGAAGAGCAAAGCGCCUCCACGGUGGCGAUGGAUGUGGAUGAUGCUGAAGCCUCAGAUAUCUUCGGCGAGGGUCUGAUCUCGAUGGAGCACUACCGCCUCGCCGAUUCCGACUUCUUCAACUCCUUCCAGGAUGACUUCGAUGACUCCGACAUCAACUAAUACUGCGUAUUUCUCUAUCAUCCUUUGUCCAUUCCAUGAUUUUAGCCGUUGAUUUUCUAUGUUAUCAGGAGAUCUUGAACGUGUAUUGGAAAGAAAAAAUGACGUUGUAACUGAAAUUUAGUUGAAUGUUCAAUCUAUUUCGUUCUUUCUUUUUACCAUUGUUACAUUGUAUAUGUUAACAUUUUGAA